CUACUGACAGAAACUGCACUGCGAAAAACAGAAGAAGUACAGUGACUAGCAAGUCUGUUCCGAUGCCUUUGAGGCGACCUCGUCCUCCUGCAGUCCACAACCAGACAUCGAUUCGCAGUCUGAUUCAAGCAUGUGCCAACAGUCUACCUCUCCUCGAAAUCGGCGUUCGUAUUCUUGAACAUUUCCAGCAGCUGCUGUGCUUGAAUGUCUCUCUCGGGAAGAAUGCGCAGGACGGAGAUGGCAUCGAUGACUUCUCUUCUCAGCCAAGGGAAGAGACGGUAGUGAGCAAACAAACAAGCCAAAACCAGAAGAGACCAUGCAAGCGCCCCCAGGAUCCACAGCUGCAUUGAAGUGCAGACAAAGACACAAUACACUAUGUGCAAUCAAGUGUGGUUUGUCACUUAUUUACUUUCGUCUCAUGUGCGAGGAGGUCCGCAUCAGCCUCCUACACGAAGAAACAUGGAGAAGCUGGUCAAUCCCACGGAUGCUUACUCUCUCACCUCCAUGAAGAGGUCUUCAAACUUCUCAAAACCUAAAUGGAUUACAUGGAGAUGAAUAAACACUCCCGACUCUCAGCUUUGUCUCACCCCCCGAAAGGUCGUAAUGCAAGCUGUUUUCCAAAAACCUACACCACAUAUCAAGAUGACGAGAGCCGAGUCAUACUCGGAAAUCGCACGCCUCUCUUGCUUACCAGUAGUCAGGCGGCUCGUUUGCCGUCAUUCGAUUCAUCACUGGAAGGGUGCCAUUCGCCUCAUUGCCAGCUAUCUCCAAUCGCCGAGUAUGAGCAGUCACCGCGUAGUAUGAUGGCGGUGUACCGUUCCCAUGCAGCCAGUUUCGAUGAAAGCGCUCGGCCUCUUCGAACCUGAAAAGUGCACAAAUAUACGCCGGCAAUCCGCAAUCAAUGCGGCUAGUCAGGCUCGGCUCGGCGCUUCGCGCCUCGCCUCCGCAGACAGGCCAGGUGAUCAGUGCCUUGUAUAGUCCCUGCUCCAUCAAGUCAGAGAAAGGAUAUGGGUGGACUCUGUUUGAGCACGUUCCCUCCUGCAGGACAGGAAAGAAACGAAUCGUCAUAGAAGGCGCGCGAGCCCGUCAGUCACUCAAUGAACCGACCGAUUUAGGCAGGAGACAAGAAGGAAAAUAGAGCAAUCUGAGACAGUACGAGUGCCAUUAGAUAAGGAGCAUUCUCUAUGUCGGCACAAUCACUGUCUCUCACUUUUUCCGUGCUGAGAAACGACGAUCCACGGGCUCUUCAGCCAUGUCCUGAUGGUACAGAAGACUGCCCAGCUCACUCCUUGCCUCGUGAAUGUCAUGCUGAAAGGUAAGCCAUACAUCAACAGAGACGACAGAGAAAACAGAGAGAACGGCCGCUGAUGCGUGCAGCUGAUGAAAGACAUGCCUCGAUUUCCGCAGCAAAGCCUCCGCCCGAAGAAUCUCUUCUGUUCGCCGAUCGCCAAGGAAAUAGAUCUUUCUCCACCAAGUGCAGAGCGACAACCCCGGCUUGACGGAGCCUGCACAGAACACGGCAGAUGAUCAGGAUGAGUUGACGCUCAUCUCAGCGGCACGCACCUAAACUCAACCAUCGUAGCCUAAGAAGAGACACGGACAGCUAAUGUUACAUCCUGAGGGGAAGCAGAUGGUAGUGUUCUGCCUCACCUUGACCACCUCGUCGGUCAGGUUGUGCGACAUUGUCAUCAGCACGGCCUGCAGGAGACCCACGAUGGGAACAAGCUUGUCAUGGAGAUAAUAAAGCGCAUGCACGCCGACCAUGAAUGUGUAUGUGAAGACGCUGUAAGCCAGGAUGCUUCCCAUGAAGAAAAAGAGAGUCCUCGAAAAACGCCCUCUUAUGCACACGUUAAGCCAUCGGAUGAUGUUUGGCGGCUCUCUGAGCGGAACGGCAAUGAGACAGCAGUGAGUGACUGUGAAGCACAUUUCUACCUGAGCCAGCGAUGUCUGACUUUGAAGAGAAGCCAUCUCCGAUGACAUGUGAACCAGCCUUUGUUCCGAUCGAUUCCGCUGCUGUCGAUGGAUCCGCGAUGUGAUCCAUGCCGCCUGUCGGCCCUGUCGCAGUGAUGUAUUGAGAAAAUAUCACAUUCGUUGGUUCAAUACCGCUUCUUUCUCUUUACGAGCUGGCUUGGUUGGGGCCGAAUUUCCUGGACUCCUCCCCAGCAGUCAU
Messenger RNA from Vitrella brassicaformis, 2170 nucleotides. NCBI's taxonomy places the organism in Eukaryota, Vitrellaceae. The record is from the annotation of a GenBank genome assembly.